Molecule: messenger RNA, 1625 nt
Organism: Bufo bufo (common toad)
Lineage: Eukaryota; Metazoa; Chordata; Amphibia; Anura; Bufonidae
Gene: SEPTIN7
Product: septin 7
Exons: 15
Coding region: 28-1335 (435 amino acids)
Biological process (GO): cytoskeleton-dependent cytokinesis; cilium assembly
Cellular component (GO): cell division site; septin ring; microtubule cytoskeleton
Molecular function (GO): GTP binding; GTPase activity; molecular adaptor activity
Source: RefSeq, a predicted model, not a curated record
CUGUCCUGCCGGAAAGAAGAUACCUUCAUGUGGGAGGAAAUGGAAGAGCAGGGAUUGGAAGUAGCUCAACAGAAGAACCUUGAAGGAUAUGUGGGCUUUGCUAAUCUGCCAAAUCAAGUGUACAGGAAGUCUGUGAAGAGGGGGUUUGAAUUCACACUUAUGGUUGUAGGUGAAUCUGGUUUGGGAAAGUCAACUCUCAUCAAUUCACUUUUCUUAACGGAUUUAUAUGCCCCAGAUUACCCGGGUCCAUCGCACAGAAUUAAAAAAACUGUUCAGGUUGAGCAGUCCAAAGUUUUAAUCAAAGAAGGUGGAGUCCAGCUGCUUCUCACAAUAGUAGACACCCCUGGGUUUGGCGAUGCGGUGGACAAUAGUAACUGUUGGCAGCCAGUUAUCGACUACAUUGACAGUAAAUUUGAGGACUACCUUAAUGCAGAAUCACGGGUCAACAGGCGUCAGAUGCCCGACAACCGUGUGCAAUGCUGCUUAUACUUCAUCGCGCCUUCAGGCCAUGGGCUGAAGCCAUUGGACAUUGAAUUUAUGAAGCGUCUCCACGAAAAAGUCAAUAUCAUUCCACUUAUUGCUAAAGCGGAUACCCUCACGCCAGAAGAAUGCCAGCAGUUUAAAAGACAGAUAAUGAAGGAAAUCCAAGAACACAAAAUAAAGAUCUAUGAAUUUCCUGAAACAGAUGACGAAGAAGAAAAUAAGCUGGUGAAAAAAAUAAAGGACCGUUUACCUCUUGCUGUGGUGGGUAGCAACACUACCAUAGAAGUGAAUGGCAAGAGAGUAAGAGGAAGACAGUAUCCAUGGGGAGUUGCAGAAGUUGAAAACAGCGAACACUGUGAUUUCACUAUACUGCGGAACAUGUUGAUAAGAACUCACAUGCAGGAUCUGAAGGAUGUCACCAAUAAUGUACAUUAUGAGAACUACAGAAGCAGAAAACUAGCAGCUGUGACUUACAAUGGUGUGGACAACAACAAAAACAAAGGACAGCUAACAAAACUUGAAACGGUUGAAGGCAUGAGCCCUCUAGCUCAGAUGGAAGAAGAGAGAAGGGAACAUGUGGCGAAGAUGAAGAAAAUGGAGAUGGAAAUGGAGCAAGUGUUUGAGAUGAAGGUCAAGGAAAAAGUUCAGAAGCUCAAGGAUUCUGAAGCAGAACUCCAGCGACGUCAUGAGCAGAUGAAAAAGAACCUUGAGGCUCAGCACAAAGAGUUGGAAGAGAAGAGGCGUCAAUUUGAGGAGGAGAAGAUGAACUGGGAAACUCAGCAACGUCUACUGGAACAGCAGAAUUCUUCCAGGACCUUGGAGAAAAAUAAGAAGAAAGGGAAGAUCUUUUAAGACAUUUUUUGACCACCUUACUCUGUAUCCGUUGCCAACUUGCCAGCACAGACAUCAGUGUUUGUUGGAGCCAUUCAGCCACUUCUGAAACCAGUUGCAUCCAUUAAUGUUGGAUUAAACGGCAUGACCUUUUUUUUUAUUAUUGAUCUUAGUGGAGAUAAAUAUGCCUUGAAUUGUUUGAGGUUUUUUUGUUCUUUUUCUGCAUACUUGGAGAACUAUACGUUGCAAGUAACUGCUCCUUCUUUCCUUCUUCUCUUUCUUUUUAACUGAUGUCUUCAUUUUAAAAUCAA